AUGCGCCAUAUCGCCGCUUACCUUUUGCUCCAAACUGGCGGCAACGAGAGCCCCAGCGCCGCCGAUGUGAAGAAGCUUCUCGGCGUCGUCGGUGUGGAGGCCGAUGACGACCGCCUGGAGUCGCUCAUUUCUGAGCUGAAGGGCAAAUCGACUGCUGACCUCAUUGCUGAGGGCUCGAGCAAGCUCGCCUCUGUACCCUCCGGUGGAGGAGGAGGAGGCGCGGCGCCCGCUGCUGGUGCCGGGGGUGCCGCUGCGCCUGCCGCCGAGGAGAAGAAGGAAGAGAAGGAGGAGGAGAAGGAGGAGUCGGACGACGACAUGGGCUUCGGUCUGUUCGAUUAA
Messenger RNA from Cyclocybe aegerita, 339 nucleotides. Lineage: Eukaryota; Fungi; Basidiomycota; Agaricomycetes; Agaricales; Hemipholiotaceae. The record is from the annotation of a GenBank genome assembly.